UGUAGACUCAGUGAGGACAAGACUGCACUAGAGGAAAGAGGAUUACACACAGAGACAAGUAAAAGGACUUUUCCUCAGCAAAAUCCAUGGAGCACAAUUUUCUAAAGAACAGAAAAACAAUAGAUCCUGCAAACAGGUACAGAGCAAACCAAUUUGAUCGCAAAUCAGAGAGGCCUGAUGAAGGGCAGGAUCAACAUGUAUUUCAUAACGUGAAGCGUUCUGAUAUUAUAUCUAAAGCAAGAAAGGACCGAAAAACUGCGGAAAUAAAAAAAGAAAACAAGGAACUGAAGUACAUAGAAGACCAAUUUGAUCGCAAAUCAGAGAGGCCUGAUGAAGGGCAGGAUCAACAUGUAUGUGGUAACCUGAAGCCUUCUGAUAUUAUAUCUAAAGCAAGAAAGGACCGAAAAACUGCUGAAAUAAAAAAAGAAAACAAGGAACUGAAGUACAUAGAAGACCAAUUUGAUCGCAAAUCAGAGAGGCCUGAUGAAGGGCAGGAUCAACAUGUAUGUGGUAACCUGAAGCCUUCUGAUAUUAUAUCUAAAGCAAGAAAGGACCGAAAAACUGCUGAAAUAAAAAAAGAAAACAAGGAACUGAAGUACAUAGAAGACCAAUUUGAUCGCAAAUCAGAGAGGCCUGAUGAAGGGCAGGAUCAACAUGUAUGUGGUAACCUGAAGCCUUCUGAUAUUAUAUCUAAAGCAAGAAAGGACCGAAAAACUGCUGAAAUAAAAAAAGAAAACAAGGAACUGAAAGAGGCAAUAAAGAAAUUAAAGGAAGACAUUUCAUCCUUAAAAGACAAAGUCGCAAAGGAGGUUGCUCUUUCAAUAAAGACUGGACAAACUGAGAGCCUGUACAACCCAGUUUCUCAAGCCAGACUCAAAGAGAUGUAUGAUGACCUGAGGUUACGUUGGCCUGCAAUCAAAAAGCACCUAGAGUCCAACAAAGAAAAACCAGAUACAGUUAGAGUGAAAAUACAGGAUGCUUUUGAAAAUGCAAAAAGUAAAGUGUCUGAUCUAAGGCAACAAAUGAAUAAAUUGAUUGAUGAAGAAAACCUGAGUGAUGAAGUUUUGCAAAAGUUGACACAGCUUAAACAGUCUGCUGCUCAGGAUUUUCAGCUGGCUCUGUACCACACACGUAACCAUGUUUAUGAGGUUUUGGACCAGAAAUGCACAAGCAUUAACACUGAGGACAUAAUGAAGGAUUUGUUAUCUGAAUGCUCAUGGCUGGGUCAAUUGAUGGCUUUAAACAACCCAACUAUUCAACCAGACUGGGAAAAUCACACUCCAGGAAAGGAUACUUGGCAUAUACUUCCAAAGAACUUGUGUAGCAAAGCUGCUUAAGGUGGUGUGACCUUAUUCCAAAGCACGUUUCAGCUGUAGUGUAUAGUUAUGUAGCUAGUUCUGAUAUAGAACCUUUGUGUUUUAUGACCUUAAACAGGCAAAGUCAUGUUAUUAGCCUAUACAAAGAGACAAAAAAAAAACAUUAUUCAUAAUGUCCUUUUUUUAACCUAAAUAGAAUUACAGAACCCAGCACACCCUGCACAUAUAAAUGGAUGUAUAAGCCAUCUGCUGGCAGAACCAUAAAACUAAUAGAAUUUGACGCAGCUACUUACCGUAUUUUCAAGACCAUAAGGCGCACCGUACUAAAAGGCGCAGUCUCAGUU
Messenger RNA from Cyprinodon tularosa, 1660 nucleotides. RefSeq lists its product as uncharacterized. The coding region runs from base 87 to 1337 and encodes 416 amino acids. The transcript is spliced from 19 exons. The record is from RefSeq and is a predicted model, not a curated record. NCBI's taxonomy places the organism in Eukaryota, Metazoa, Chordata, Actinopteri, Cyprinodontiformes, Cyprinodontidae.